AUGUCUUCAAACAAUAACUCCAACAAAAAUAAAUUCCUUUUUAACAGCAACACUAAUAGUAAUGAUAACAAGCGAUAGUUUAAAUUUGCUCAAAAGUAGAUCAUUAAGGUUGUCAAGUAAACAAAUUAAUAGCAAUAAGAGCACGAGGAGAAGUUAAAAGCAGAAUUAUAGCAAGAGAAAUAAAGGGAGAAGGAAGUCAAACUUUAAAAUAAAAAAUAGUAAUUAAUGAUUAAGGAAAAGCAGCUAUAAGAUGAGUUAAUCAUUAAACUUCCAAAUGAAAUUAGUGAUAUUAUAUAAAACUUAAGUUAAGAUAGUAUAAUUGAAUUACCUAAUUAUAUCAUGAAUGCACAAUAAUAUGCAAGUAACUAAUAAGAUCUAGCAAUUUUGAGUUCUAAAUGGGCAGAGAUUAGAGUAUAAGUAGACAAAUUACUUUGCAUGAUUGACUCUGAAUAGUAUUGCCAGAAUUUGUAGCUAUCUUAUCAGAUUUAGAGCAAUCAAAUAAAGCUUAAAAAUCUCAAUUACAACCCUUACAAUUUGAAAGAUUAAUUCUAGAUAUUUAACCAUAUUCUUCAGAUUAUUAAGGAGAGCCUUACAGAAAGUUAGGCUAAAAUAGACCUUAGAGAGUAUUAUAUUUAAUUCAAAAUUUAGGGGUCUGAUGGAAAUGAGGUUGUAAAGAGUUUCUGGUCUUACACAAUAGAUGCCUCUGCUUUUUAUGAGAUAAUAAUUGAUUUCAUCAACAAUAAAAUAUAAAGAGGAGGCAAUCAAUUUUCUUUGGUCCAUCACAGAUUGUUAAAAUUAUAUGGAUUAGACUCAAACUAUUCUAAUUAAUCAUUUCAGAAUAACCUAAGAAAUAUUUCUGUCUAAAAAAUGACGGUUUCCAAAAUAAAUCCUCUUCCGAUUAGAAGGCAAUUAGAUGAAAAUGAGUUUGAAUAAAUAUAGCAUGAAGAGUAUCAUGAUGCUGACCUUACUCUAUAUGCGAUAUCAAGAGCUAGAGUUUAAUAUCUAGGGUUAAAUAUACCCAUAUUUAGAUUAAAGCAUUGUCUCUUCGAAGCAUUGAUGCUAGCUAUUCAUCAAGAUGAAUUUUAAACAGAAUCUGAUUCCUGUUUUGAUCUCACAGUAGAUGAAAGAAUGAAGCAGCAAGCGUUUUUGCUUUCUAAAGUGAUUGAAUUUAAUCAAAGUUCACACCUUUAGAAUUUGAUAAGUCUAUCUUAGUUUGGUAAAACAAUUGAGUUUAUAAAAUAUUUUAAUGAUCUCUCUAGCAAUAUUAGUCCUAAUUAUUCCAGAUAUAAAAUUACUCUCUACGACAUAAAUCAGAGAAAAUUUAUAGUUAAAGAUGAUUAAUAGCAACCUCAUAUCGAUAUUUACUUGGUACAUUAUAAUGGGUAUGUUUUUGCUACAAAUUAUCCAAAAUUGAUAGUUAUCCGUGAAAGGGAAACCUAAAUGAGCUAAAAGCAUAAAGUUAUUAACGGCUUUGAUAGCGAUAAUGAGGACUUGAUCGAAGUUAAUAAAUAAGAUAAGAUCAAUUUAUUAGACUUUAACGAUUCACCUGAGAAGUCUAACACAGGAAUUCAUUCUAUUUACGAACUUCCAUCAGAGCUUAAAGAUUUGUCUUAAUCAUACAAAAGCUAAAAAAGAGAUGAGGAUGAAAUAUCAGAUGUUGAGGUGAAGAGUGCUUAUAUUAUGAGUUCUAAUAUGCUUAAAAAUAACACAAGAAGAACUAAGCUCUCUUAAUUGGUUGUGAAGGAUGGCAGAGGUACAUCUCAAUGUGGUAUUCUUACUUACAAAGUUGAAUUUCAGAAUAAUAGUGAAUUUUCAUGUCCUAAGAGACUAUUAUGCUAUGGAAGAGUAUAUUAAGAAGGAAAAGUUAUGAUUAAAGAAUUUUAAGGCAAGAAUUGCUAUAUUAAAUUUUUACUCUGGAUCCUACAACACAUGAUUGAUUAUCAUUAAGAUUCAAGGAAGCAAUCAUAAUUCUUAAAUGUAUUUUCUUUCAAGGGGCAAGGUAAAGAAAUGAAUCUGAUCCUUAGGGGUCUCACCUAAAUAGUUGGAAGAGAUGUUCAUUUCAUUGGGGAUUUAAAUAAGCUUAAAUUGGUAUGGACUGAAAACAUAAGAUUUUAUGAUUUCGAUAAUUACUUUGAAGGUAAUUCUAUGAAAUACUAUAAGGAUAGGUGGAAUAUAAGCACCAAAAAUUUAGAAUAAUUGGAAAUUAAUACUGAUAAGAUUGCUUAAUACUGUAUUCUUACUUAUGAAAUUAUGCAGGAAUUUUUCAGAGCACUAAAAGGGGUUAAGUUUGCCAAUCAAAUUUAUGAUUUCACCCUUUAGGCCUAAGGUUCUGGAAGCAGUCUUGCUUUGUCGAUAUUUCAAUAUUAUUACCUAGACAAGUAGCAUAUUAAAGGAACUCAUGAUCUAGAAGUAUUAGAUAAGGAGAGAUCUAGUUUUAAAUCUGCCAAUUACUUUAUUAAUCAACUUAAUGAGGAUCAAUUUACACCACAUAAAAUUGAUCAUUCAUCAAACAUAUAUCGACUCUAUGAGAUAAAUGAUUCAUUAGCAUUUUGUUUUCAGGAUUAUCCUAUUCCUAUAGAAUUUUCUAAAAGAAAACCAACUAAAAUCGAAAUUUAAUUUUAAUAGGGCCAAUUUAAGCUUGAUUACAAAAAGUAGCAAUACCUCUAUGUAUUUUAGGAGAAUAUUAGAUUUAAGCUGAUGUAUACAAGCUUAUAUAAAGUUGAUAAAAUUGUUAAAAAGGAGAGAAAUUUCUUAAUACCUUAAUAGGAAAAUGAAAGGUUAAACUACGCUGAAAAAGAGAUAGAGAAUCAAUACAUAUGGGGUGUUGAAUUGAUAGAAAGCAUAGUAUGUGGAAAUAUUAAUUCAAUUAGUUAUCUUAAAAUAUCAGAGGAGAUGAUUUAUCUGCAAAGUCGAAUAUUUAACCAAUUUGUUACAGAUUUACUCUCAAAUUAUGAGAAUAAUAAAGGAAAUCCUGUUGUUAAAGAUUUGAUUUAAAUGAUACUGUCAAACUUUCAUUAUAGAUUUAGCUAGAAAUACGUAGGUUUGUACUAAAUCAUGCACAUUAAUGACUUAAGUUUAAUGAGAUAAACAAUAAUAACGAAUGAUUCUUAGAUACAAAAGAUAAUUGAAAUAGCUCAUCCGUUUUACAUGAUUGAGUAUUUUCCUGAUGGGAGUGAUCAGCUUCAAUAAAUUGGAUCUCUGAGUAGGAUAGCCUCUUAUGUGAAUGCUUGUAAUAGAGCACAUUUGAACCAAAUAUUGAUGAAAAUUUCCUCAGAUAAUAUCAUCUUUAUGGAUUCUUAAUAUCUUCUUCUAAAAAAUUAAUGGCUAUUUUAAAAUGAUCUAAAUCCUGGUUAGAACUUUACUAUUGGCAGGUACAAGGAGAUAUUCUAGAGUAAGAUUGAAUAGUAAGACAGGGAUUAACAAAUAGAUGAAGAUUAGCGAAAAUUCUAAAGUCUAUUAAAAUAUUUUAGCUAAAGAAAAAUUUUAAUUCCUGCUGAUUAAUCCAGAAACAUUUCAGUCAAUGAAUGUGUAAAUAUGAUUAUUGGCAACAUCAAUAAUGCAGAGUAAGAUAAUGAUAAUUUAGAUAAUUUGAAAGGUAGCUUCUUAUCUUUAUCUUAGGUUGACUAGAAAGACAUAAUCUAAUUAAAACAAUCCAUAAUCUAGUAAAUUAUCAAUCUAAUACCAGCUUCAGCAAAAAGCUUUGAGAAAAUAAAGGCAAUGUAGGAUUAAUAGUUGAAUCUUGAUUAGGAUUAAGAAGUUUCUCAUCUUAAUUUUUCUUUUCUAAAAGAAAAUAGGAACAGAGUAUUAUUUGAGGGUCUUCUGAGUGAUUGUCUCAAAUAUUUCGAAGAGAAUUUCAAGAAAAUUGAACCGAUUCAUGAAAUCGAUAUAAAACUUAAAGAUGAAAUCCUUGAGAACUAAUAUUUAAACGAAAAUUAAAAGAAAAAAGAAAUGAAACGAAAGGAUAGUUCCUUAUCACUGCUUUCAUAAAAUCAAUGUAUUGAAAUCCUGCAAAGUUAGUCAGAUGAGGAUUCUAAAAAUAACAUUGUGGGAUAGAAAAGAUCAGCAGCAGGUUCAUUAGUCUAAGCCUUUUUCUCACAGAUAUGA
This is a messenger RNA of Stylonychia lemnae, 4104 nucleotides long. NCBI's taxonomy places the organism in Eukaryota, Ciliophora, Spirotrichea, Sporadotrichida, Oxytrichidae. The record is from the annotation of a GenBank genome assembly.